Rhineura floridana is the source of this 4176-nucleotide messenger RNA. Its product is annotated as low affinity immunoglobulin epsilon Fc receptor-like. The transcript is spliced from 6 exons. The record is from RefSeq and is a predicted model, not a curated record. The coding region runs from base 1542 to 2597 and encodes 351 amino acids. Lineage: Eukaryota; Metazoa; Chordata; Lepidosauria; Squamata; Rhineuridae. Gene Ontology annotation, molecular function: signaling receptor activity.
CCUUUCUGCAUUAAAUGAGAGCUGUUUCCCAUUUAUUAGGCACAGUCCACACAUCUUUCAUCAAGGUAGUCCUUUUGUGGCAGGGAUAUUGCAGGUCUGGAGCACUCAAAGUGCAUUUUGAACCUGAGGGAAUGUGGUAUCCCCCACAGAUAGUGUUGUGACUACUGUGUAGAAUGUGACAAGGUAAGUGUCAUGGGCGCCUGAUGGAUAUUGUUUUGAUGUCACCACUAUUAUUCAUUAGGGCUUACUUGAGUUCUACCUCUUACUGCAUAUGAGAUGGGCAGAAGGAAAGAGGCGGUAGUGAGACCACUCCUGAAGAGACCCUCCCUGGACCCAGAAAAUCUUAAUAACUAUAGGCCAGUAGCAAAUGUUCCAUUCCUGGGCAAGGUCCUUGAACGAGUGGUUGCGGGCCAGCUCCAGACACUCUUGGAUGAGACCAAUUAUCUGGAUCCAUUUCAGUCGGGUUUCAGGCCUGGUUUUGGCACGGAAACAGCCUUGGUCGCCCUGUAUGAUGACCUCUGUCAGGAGAGAGACAUGGGGAGUGUGACUCUGUUGAUUCUCCUUGAUCUCUCAGCAGCUUUCGAUACCAUCGACCAUGGUAUCCUUCUGGGGAGACUGGCUGAGUUGGGAGUGGGAGGUACUGCAUUGUGGUGGUUCCACUCCUACUUGGCAGGCCGCUUCCAGAAGGUGGUACUUGGGGAACAUUGCUCGGCACCCUGGACUCUCCAGUAUGGGGUUCCACAGGGGUCAGUUCUGUCCCCCAUGCUGUUCAACAUCUACAUGAAACCGUUGGGUGCGGUCAUCCAGAGCUUCGGCGUGUGUUGCCAUCAGUGGCCCACCUACAUCUCUAUCUGGACAGGGAUAACCUGGCUUCAGUUGUCCAUGCUCUAGUAACCUCCAAAUUAGAUUACUGCAAUGCACUCUAUGCGGGGCUGCCUUUGAAGAUGGUUCGGAAACUGCAGCUUGUGCAAAAUGCAGUGGCCAGAUUGGUAACAGGGACCAGACGGUUCGAACAUAUAAAACCGAUUCUGGCCUGCUUGCAUUGGCUGCCUGUAUGUUUCUGAGCUCAAUUCAAGGUGCUGGUUUUGACCUAUAAAGCCUUACAUGGCUUGGGACCACAAUACCUGAUGGAACGCCUCUCCCAAUACGAACCCACCCGUACACUAUGUUCAAGAUCAAAGGCCCUCCUCCGCAGAGCUUGGAAGUAACUUGUUAUUUUUAACGAGUUACUUUUAAUUCGUUACAAUUUUAAAUAACGAGUGGGUAAUUCCAUUACAUUUGGCAAGUAACGUAACGAAUAGUAAUUUCCCUACUUUUCAGCUUCAACUUUAACGUUUCCACAUUAGGUUGGACGUUACUUGGGGGCGGGAACAAGGGGAAGUCAGCUCCUGGCUGUGAUUGGUUAACACAAGACAUGUGCCUCACACUGAUUGGACCUCUGCGCAGACUGUCUCUUCCCUCGUGAUCUGUGUUAGGAGGCACGAGGGAAGAGGUUGAAUAGGCAGGGGGAGCCUGCUAGCGUCUGACUCUGAGAGGAAAAAAUGGACGCCAGAGGAAAAAGCCAGGGCAAGGACAACAACGGAGGAGAAGGCUGCAGCAGAAUGGCAAAGAGCUGUGGAGAGACGCCUGUUGCAGGUUUUGCUGCUGAGAGCAGCAGUCAGUUAGUGCGGCCACUUGAGUCACAGCUUGUUGAUCCUGAGGAGGCAAAACUAGAAAGUGAGGUUCAGAAAGGAGGCCCUGUGCACGAGGAGGAGGAGGGCAUGAAGCAGUGCCAGUUGCCCACAGCCACAUCUGCAGAACAGCAAGUACCAUGGUUUGGCUUUGAGAAAGCUUGUACAUUUGUGAGCCAGAGUGGGAAAAAUGUUGUUGUACGAUACAAUUACUGCCUUCCAAGGAUCAAAAAUCUGAGAUCAGCUGUUUCCUCCUCAUCCAAUGUGAAGAAACAUUUUGAGAGGGCACACCCUGAGAAGCUGAGAGCAAUUGAAGAAGCAAUAAAGGCAAGGAGACGUGGCCUUCCUGAACCAAUGAAUGACACCCCUCCUCCCAAAAUGCUGAAGCAGCAGCAGACAACCCUUGAGAGGUGGGGAUCUGGCAGGGAUCUGCUUCUUCUGGCAGCCUGCGUACACCCUCGCUUCAAACUAGAUCGGCUGGAAUCGUGUCAGGCCACCACCCAUACCAACAAAUACACAAUGGAAGCCUUGUUGAAAGCUGAAAUAAAGAUGGGUGUACUUAAUGAGGACAGUGAUCAGUCUUCAGAUAAAGACCAGGAAGGAGAUGACUUAGAAGAUGACUUCUUUAACUUUCUGCCCCAGGGCAAGAAGUCAGCAGUGGACACUGCUGAGGAGGAACUGAGUUUUCUCAGAUCAAAUACAAAACAAAAUAACUACUGGAUUGGCCUCAGUGACAUGCUCAGUGAAGGCACAUUUGUCUGGGUGGAUAGCAGCCCUGUGUCUUUUACCUCUUGGAAUCCACGGGAACCCAACAAUGCUGGCCAAGGAGAGGACUGUGUCAUCAUGACACCUUCAGGCAGGUGGCAAGAUCGUGAGUGUGGAAGUGACAUAGAUGGCUACAUCUGUGAAAAGACAUGGAGCUGCUAGCUGUGUGCCCAGCAGAAGGAGAACUCAACAUACACCAAUCUUGGUCUUUAUGACUCUCUCACUCUGGUUGAGUUUUUGAACUGUGCAAACUUUGUCACCUUCUGGGUGGUGGGUGUGUGGCCACCAGUGCCACUUCUUCGAAACUGAGGUGAUAAAAUCCAGCCAAUAAUACGUCAGUGAGUCAGCAAAAAGCUAGGCUUCCAGAUUUUUACCUCUCCUCCAUAACUCACUAGACCUUACUCUCUUUUCUUCCCAGAACAACAAGCCAGAGUUCUUGGCUUCAGUCCCAGCCUCUCAUUCUACAUUAACAUGUUUGAUUAACCUCUUUCUGAUAUUCUCACAUUUACAACUUAGUGAAUAAUUCACUGUAAAGCUCACUAACUUAGUAAGUUCCUUUGUUCACAGCAUAUGAAAUGGAGGAUACCUGUCUGAGGCACAGUGUGCUAUGCGAAAGGGCCUUCUUGGGAGCGGUGCCUGAUUGUGGAAUGCCGUCUCUAGGGAGGUUCAUGUGAUGCCUACAUUGCUGUCAUCUUGCUGCCAGGAAUGUUUUAUUAUUAUUUUCUUAGGCUUUAAAAUCUGGACCGGUUUUCUCUCCAUGAGGUUCUUAUGCUGCUCUUUGUAGAUUUCAGAUCCUACUGUUUUUUAGUCUAGAGUAAGGUUUUAAACUCUUAUUGUGCCUUUUUAUUUUUGUAAUGUGAAGCUGCUGCCCUGGAAUUUGUUUUGAAGGGUGGGAUUUAAUUCUCCUUUAAUUUGUAUACUUUAAGAAAAUGAGUCAGAAAUCUAGCCUUACAUAUCUGUCACCAAAUUUCAGAAAUCAACUGCAGAUCCCUUCAAAAUUCAAGAGUUUUCUUACUCCACAAUGAGAAAUAUGACCAUUAUAUUAUGUGAUGGGUUUUCCUAGAUGGCGAUGUGAGAAUGAGGGUUAACCAGUUCAACCUUUAGGCAAGCAUUUUGCCCCAUCUCUUUCCGUUGUAUUAAAUUAGGACUUGUCAUGCCAGGGGAAUUAUCAAGCUUCAAAAAUUGUUUGAUGUGUUCAAAGGUUAUUCUGCUGUUUUCUUAUGAGAUUAAGAUUUAUGGGAACUGAACAGUAUGUGGAAUCCCUUGGUAGUAUUGUGUGAAACUCUAAGAAUCUCAUCGUCUCCUGUUUCGGCUUAUGCUAUUGGCUAAGAGUGCAUUUUCAACAUCACAUUCUACCAUAUUGAAAUGUUUUGGCUUGCAAUGACCCUGUUCUGGCUUGCUGCCAUACUAGCCCUUAAUUUCUAUUUUCUUUUUGCAAUAAAAGGCAAGGGGUGGACAGGCAAAGUGCUAUCAAGGCGUUUCAAGGUUCCUGCAUAUUUAACAAAACACUUUCUAUUUGCACAUUUGUCCAUUUUUGUUGCCCCCUGUUGGUCCCAACCUCUACAUUAAUGAUGAAUAACUUGUUAAGUGCCCCUUGAAAAGUCUCUCUCUUCAUUGCCCCAAUGUCAGUUUCCGUUUCUGCAUGAGGGCAUUGCUGGUUUCUCUCUUGUUUUUUCUUUUCUUUUAUUAAAAUAGUGAAAAAGUUCUAUAUUAAAGUGUUUUUAUGUUUUUAUGAAUUUAA